AUGAAAAAUGGGAUUAAUGCUAUUUCUGAAGUAUAUGGUUUACCUGGGAUUCAUGAAUGUAUUAACGGUCAAAUACCCCUAAGGCCAGUAAUUGACAUCGAUGCAUCUAGCGAGAAUAUGGAAACAAACAAAGUCAAUUCUAGAGAUGUAUUUAUUCGUAUUUGUUUUUCCUUUGUACGAGCACUAUACAAAAUUCUCGAUUGUAGUUGGGAAGAAAUUCUCGAAGGAUUAGUAAUUAUGACAUUUUCCAAUUCUAGCAAAUGUAGCUAUCAUCUUUUAUAUGCCCCAGCCCUUCUAAUUGAUUAUCGAGAACUCAAAGAAUUUACGGAAUUGGUAUACAAAUUAACAGGAGGAAAGUACGGCAAGUUUAUUGAUCAAGGAUUACCUGGGCAAAAUUUCAAUCUCCGCCUUAUUGGUUCUGCAAAAAAAG
Messenger RNA from Entrophospora candida, 430 nucleotides. NCBI's taxonomy places the organism in Eukaryota, Fungi, Glomeromycota, Glomeromycetes, Entrophosporales, Entrophosporaceae. The record is from the annotation of a GenBank genome assembly.